Kalmanozyma brasiliensis GHG001 is the source of this 243-nucleotide messenger RNA. RefSeq lists its product as uncharacterized. The transcript has 2 exons. The record is from RefSeq and is a predicted model, not a curated record. The coding region runs from base 1 to 243 and encodes 80 amino acids. NCBI's taxonomy places the organism in Eukaryota, Fungi, Basidiomycota, Ustilaginomycetes, Ustilaginales.
AUGUCGCAAAACCAAGUUGAGAACCUCAUCCUGUACACCGAAUUCGUGAAGAAGUUCAUGUCCGUGAUGGACACGGGUCUGCUGUCUCCUGAGAUGCGUCGUCUCUUCUACAAUCGUUCGAGCGGACCCAUUCUCGCCGCCUCGAUCAGAGCCGCCAUUCAUCACCGUGCCCGCCAAGGCGUGCCUCAUCAUCAACAGGCCGCCGCCGUCGCCACCAUGCUCUUAGACAAGCCGCAUCUCUAG